Molecule: messenger RNA, 1137 nt
Organism: Kuraishia capsulata CBS 1993
Lineage: Eukaryota; Fungi; Ascomycota; Pichiomycetes; Pichiales; Pichiaceae
Exons: 1
Coding region: 1-1137 (378 amino acids)
Biological process (GO): cytoplasmic translation
Cellular component (GO): ribosome; large ribosomal subunit
Molecular function (GO): transferase activity; structural constituent of ribosome; RNA binding
Source: RefSeq, a predicted model, not a curated record
AUGUUGUGCUCAAACUUCAGGUCUGCAUUUGCCAGAGCCCAACCCUCGAGCUCGCACUCGGGUGUUUUGGCGCUGGCCAGGAGAUGGGCCUCGACAGAGGCACCAGUCGUCCAGCAGUUGGACUCGCGGAUUUUGAAAAUUGUACCUAGAGAAAAGGAUUUAACAGAUCUGGAGCGCCAAGACAUCAUUGUGAAACGUCAAAUGAAGCUGGCAAAUGCUAAAGUUGAGCUGAAGAAACUCAAGCCAACGUCGCCUGGUUUGAGAUGGUGGAGAAGACCAAUGUAUCCAUACUUACACAAGGGAAGUCCUAUAAAAAACCUGACAUAUACAUGGCAUCAACAGUCCGGAAGAAACAACUCCGGAAAAAUUACAGUUAGGCACAGAGGUGGUGGACACAAGCGGAGAGUGAGGAUUGUGGAUUAUGAAAGAAAGAUCUCUGGUCCACAGACGGUUGUGAGAAUUGAGUAUGACCCCAACAGAACGUCCCAUAUUGCCUUAUUGAAACACAAUGAGAGUGGUGAGCUAUCGUACAUCAUUGCCUGUGAAGGAAUGAGAGCUGGCGAUGUUGUUGAGUCUUUCAGAGCCGGUAUUCCGGACAGACUCAUCCAGGAAAUGGGUGGUAAGGUCGACCCUGCGCUGCUGAGUGUAAGAACUUCGCAGAAGGGCAACUGCUUGCCUAUCUCUAUGAUUCCUGUUGGUUCAAUUGUGCACAACAUUGGAGAAAAGUCCAGAGGACCCGCGAAGUACUGCAGAGCUGCUGGCACAUACGGCAGAAUCGUCUCCAAGAUCGAGGAGAAGAACUUGGCCAUUGUGUCGUUGCAGUCAGGCGAACAGCGCUAUGUGGCUUUGGACUCGUGUGCUACCCUAGGAGUGACCUCUAAUGCUGACCACCAGCACGAGUCGCUCGGUAAGGCUGGUAGGUCCAGACAUAGAGGUAUUCGUCCAACAGUGAGAGGUGUCGCCAUGAACAAAUGUGACCAUCCGCACGGUGGUGGAAGAGGUAAGUCCAAGUCCAACAAGCACUCACAAUCACCUUGGGGAGUUUUGGCCAAGUCUGGUUUCAAAACUAGAAGGGGCAAGCAUGCAAAUAAGAUGAAGUUCAAGGACAGACCCAGAUUCGGCGCCAAACGUGCUUGA